AUGAUCGUACCGUUCAAUUAUCUUUUCACCUAUUUAGUAUGCUUUGUCGAGGCUAGCAGCUACAGUGAGACACUUCAGGACGAAUUCGAGCGAUUUGAUCGAGACUAUUCUCAAUGUGUGAACGCUACUGAUGUUACUGUUGAGAUUUUUCUCGAUCAACACCGACAAGUUAGCACAAAUCCGGUUGCCAAUACUGCUAUCAGUGAUGAUGCGUUUGGGGUAUUCAUGGAUUGUUUUGAGGUCAAUCCAACACUUGUGUUGGCUAUAUCUAGGGUUAACAGGGGCAUGACGGACUUAUCUGAAGGCUACUCCGGGGUGGUGAGUUACCGGGGCUUCAUAGGGUUGGCUGAAGCGGGGUUCUUCCCAGACUUCAACAGGCAAAGGCCUUUAGACCCAAGAAUGCGCAGGCGAGGUUAUGUAGCUCUAGGAAUAAAUGGGUACUCUAUAAAUAUCUGCAACUCAUCAGACGGAUUGUGGGACACGGUCACGGGUAGUUACCAAUGUCAGACAUCUAAUUGGAAAACAAUUUCAAAGUCCGUAGACGUGCACAACUACGAUGGAUCCCAACCAACGUACGUAGAUCUCUUUCCACCUCUUACCUGCCAGAAAGGUAAUGGUUGUAUGAUUCUGGUUGGGGCUAAUAACGCUGUGUGUACCAAUAGACAAAGUUUUUCAUGUGUUCAAGCGGAUACUCCGUAG
Lachancea mirantina is the source of this 699-nucleotide messenger RNA. The record is from the annotation of a GenBank genome assembly. Lineage: Eukaryota; Fungi; Ascomycota; Saccharomycetes; Saccharomycetales; Saccharomycetaceae.